Molecule: messenger RNA, 3641 nt
Organism: Cyprinodon tularosa
Lineage: Eukaryota; Metazoa; Chordata; Actinopteri; Cyprinodontiformes; Cyprinodontidae
Gene: ces2b
Product: carboxylesterase 2b
Exons: 25
Coding region: 92-3376 (1094 amino acids)
Source: RefSeq, a predicted model, not a curated record
GUGCACAGCUGUUAGUUUACAGUGAAGGUCUACAGGAAGCGGCAGCCUUGCUUUGCUGUGUUUCCUCCUCCGUGCUAACAACUCUGCACUGAUGUUGCUGAUUCCCACUAUGAGGUUCCACCGUUACUUUCUGGUGUCCGCUUUGUUUCUAAGCGCCGCCGCUGAUCCACAAGCCCCAGAGGUCCAAACAAAGCUCGGCAGAUUGAGAGGACAAUAUGUGAGCGUUAAGGGGAAGGAGACGGGUGUCCAUGCCUUCCUGGGCAUCCCCUUUGCUAAGCCCCCCCUCGGUCCCACCCUCAGACUGGCUGCACCUCAGCCCCAAGAGGGAUGGUCAGGACUGAGAGAUGCCACCAAGCAACCCAAGAUAUGCAUUCAAGAUAUGGAAGUUGUUAACAGUCUGAUUGAACAGCUCAGUGGUAUGAUGGUGGAUAUCCCAGAUGCUUCAGAGGACUGUUUGUACCUCAACAUUUACACCCCUGCAAAUAGAGCACCUGAUGCUAAGCUCCCUGUCAUGGUGUGGAUCCAUGGUGGAGGCUUUGCUCUUGGUUCCGCUUCAAUGUUCGAUGGUUCUGCUCUGUCUUCCUACCAAGAUGUAGUUGUGGUUCUAAUCCAGUAUAGGCUGGGACUUCUGGGCUUUUUCAGUACUGGAGAUGAACAUAUUCCCGGGAACCUUGGACUUUUAGACCAGGUCCAAGCCCUGAGGUGGGUCAAGGAGCAUAUUCAAAACUUUGGAGGAAACCCAGAUUUGGUCACCAUAUUUGGUGAAUCUGCUGGUGGUGCCAGCGUUUCACUUCUGCUUCUUUCUCCUUUGUCUGAUGGCCUGUUCCACCGAGCCAUUGCUGAGAGUGGAACAGCUGCUAUGGAUGCGCUUGUUGGAAAAGAUCCUGUACCAGUUAUGCAGGCUGUAGCAAAUGCCUCUGGUUGCAGCAUUGAAAGCACAGAGCAGAUUGCUAAAUGCAUUAGAAACCUGGACAUUGACACCAUACUGGCAUUAGGGAAGGAUCCAAAUUUGAGAUGUCCUGUAAACAUUGAUGGACAUUUCCUGACUAAACCUGUGCCAGAGCUGUACCAGAAUCAUGAACUACUCAAUUUACCAUUCAUGACCGGGAUUAAUAAUCAUGAAGGAGGUUUUAUGCUUGCCAGUCAUUUUGGUUCUCCAAACUGGACAGAAGGAAUGGAUAAAGAGUCAAUUGGAAACAUGCUGCUCAUGUUCUUCCCGCUUCCUGAAGCUGCACCCAUCAGAGAUCUGAUUAUUAAGGAAUAUGUUGGAUCUGGUGAAGACCGCAUCAGAAACAGAGAUGGAUUCACUGAGCUGCUCGGGGAUUUCUUAUUUACCUUCCCUGCCAUUAAAUCAGUGAAUGCUCACAGAGAUGCGGGCGCUCCUGUGUACUUGUACGAGUAUCAUCAUGCUCCCAUGUUCCUGCAUAAAAAAAGACCCAGCUUUGUUAAAUGUGACCAUGGCGAUGACAUGUUCACAGUGCUGGGAUACUGCUUCACAACUACGCACGUAAAAUUAGCUGAUCCAUGUCCCAAAGAGGAGGAAGAGUUUAGCAAAAUCAUGAUGAGCUAUUGGGGUAACUUUGCUCGCACAGGGUCUCCUAAUGGGGAGGGUCUUGUCAACUGGCCUAAAUAUGGAGCAGAUGAAAAGUAUCUGUCUAUUGACCUGAAGAACCAGGCGUCUGCUCAGUUCCUCAAAAAGGAUCGUUUCAUCUUUGUAACUGAAACUCUACCAGAGAAGAUCAGGAAGUUUGAGGAGAACAGGGUGCAUGCCCCAGAGGUCCAAACAAAGCUCGGCAGAUUGAGAGGACAAUAUGUGAGCGUUAAGGGGAAGGAGACGGGUGUCCAUGCCUUCCUGGGCAUCCCCUUUGCUAAGCCCCCCCUCGGUCCCACCCUCAGACUAGCUGCACCUCAGCCCCCAGAGGGAUGGUCAGGACUGAGAGAUGCCACCAAGCAACCCAAGAUAUGCAUUCAAGAUAUGGACAUGGUUAACAGAUUGGCUGAACAACUCAGUGGUAUGAUGGUGGAAAUCCCAGAUGCUUCAGAGGACUGUCUGUACCUCAACAUUUACACCCCUGCAAAUAGAGCUCCUGAUGCUAAGCUCCCAGUCAUGGUGUCGAUCCAUGGUGGAGGCUUUGUUCUUGGGUCCGCUUCAAUGUUCGAUGGUUCUGCUCUGGCUGCCUACCAAGAUGUAGUUGUGGUUCUAAUCCAGUAUAGACUGGGACUUCUGGGGUUCAUCAGCACUGGAGAUGAACAUAUUCCAGGGAACCUUGCACUUUUAGACCAGGUCCAAGCCCUGAGGUGGGUCAAGGAGCACAUUCAAAACUUUGGAGGAAACCCAGAUUUGGUCACCAUAUUUGGUGAAUCUGCUGGUGGUGUCAGCGUUUCACUUCUGCUUCUGUCUCCCUUGUCUGAUGGCCUGUUCCACCGAGCCAUUGCUGAGAGUGGAACAGCUGCUAUGGAUGUGCUUGUAGGACAUGAUCCUGUACCAAUGAUGAAGGCAGCAGCAAACGCCUCUGGCUGUAACCUUGAAAGCACAGAGGAGAUUGCUAAAUGCAUUAGGAACCUGGACAUUGAGACCAUACUGGCAUUAGGGAAGGAUCAAAAUUUGAGAUUUCCUGUGAGUGUUGAUGGGCACUUCCUGACUAAACCUGUGCCAGAGCUGUUACAGAAGCAUGAACUACUCACUGUGCCAUUCAUGACUGGCAUUAAUAAUCAUGAAGGAGGAUUUUCUCUUGCCCAACAUUUUGCUCCUCCCAACUGGACAGAAGGAAUAGAUCGAGAGUCGAUUGGAAACAUGCUGUUCAUGUUCUUCCCGCUUCCUGAAGCUGCACCCAUCAGGGAGCUGAUUGUUAAUGAAUAUGUUGGAUCUGGUGAAGACCGCAUCAGAAACAGAGAUGGAUUCACUGAGAUUCUUGGGGACUUCUUUUUUACUUUUCCAGCUCUUAAAGUGGUAAAUGCUCACAGAGAUGCAGGGGCUGCUGUGUACUUGUAUGAGUAUCAUCACGCUCCCACGUUCCUUCAGAAAAAAAGACCCAGCUUUGUCAAAUGUGACCAUGCAGAUGACAUCUUCACUGUGCUGGGAUACUGCUUCACAACUACCCAUGUAAAAUUAGCUGAUCCAUGUCCCAAAGAGGAGGAAGAGUUUAGCAAAAUUAUGAUGAGCUAUUGGGGUAACUUUGCUCGCACAGGGUCUCCUAAUGGAGAGGGUGUUGUCAACUGGCCCAAGUAUGGAGCAGAGGAAAAAUAUUUGUCUCUUGACCUGAAGAAGCAGGUGUCUGCUCAGUUCCUCAAGAAGAAUCGUUUCGACUUUGUGACCCAAACUCUGCCAGAGAAGAUCAAGAAGCUCGAGGAGAACACAGAGCACAGCGAGCUGUAGUAUAGCUUUGGGGCAGAGACGUUUAAAUGUUAAUUUAAAAAAAUCUAAUCUGAUACAGGCUUCCCAGUCUGUCUAAAACCGUGAAUCGGUUUGUGGCAUGGAUUUAAAGUCAUACACUGUCUGUGAAUUAAUUAGCUAAUUAUUGGAAAUUGAAAUAUGUAUUCAAGUUUAAUGAAAUAAAGUGAAGAUAGAUUAGCAAUUAUAAUAUUACAUUUCUAUAUGAAUCUAAAAAGUGCUCUUAUGUUGAACACCAAGUCUCUUUGGU